Messenger RNA from Danio rerio (zebrafish), 9668 nucleotides. The record is from RefSeq and is a predicted model, not a curated record. Lineage: Eukaryota; Metazoa; Chordata; Actinopteri; Cypriniformes; Danionidae.
UCCCUCUCUCUCUCUCUAUCUCUCUUACUCUCUCCGGUGAACGGUAUAAUCCCCUGCCGUCCCUGCUUCACUCCAAGCCCGUAUUUAAUUCCCUUAAACCCCCAGCUGCCGUUCUGGUUCCUCUGUGAACACGACAGACUGUGAAGCGCUGCCGGUUAUUAAUAAUUCACCAGCCACUGCACGAAUCCAUCCACAGAUCAAGCCGACCGUUCUGCACGGGCCACGCAGGGCUAGCACGUUUAUUCUGGCAUCUACUCUUACUUAUAGGCUACUUAACAUACAUGAAUUAGUGAUUCGAAACGUUAGCGCGUUAUUCGCUCCGGCGACGUAAACAAACAAAAAAAUCUCCAUAUUCCUCUCACGCGCCGUGUAGUCUGCAAUAUCCCGAAAUGACGUCCUCUCCAUAAUAAUUGAUCGUGUAAUCCAUGCACUGAGGAGGAGGAGGAGGUCAUGGAGAUCACCCUGAGGAGGUCUCCAGUGGGAUGGAUGGAGAUCGAGCAUCAGUUCACCCAGAGUCCGUGAGCUGAAACUGCGCAGAAAGUUGCCGCGCGGAACGAUCUCGACUCACGCCGGCAGAGAGACACUCAGAAAGGGGGAGAGAUUGGCACCGGAGAGCUUCGCCCAGCGGAAAGAGCGCUCGUGCCGAACUUGCACGUCGUUUUUUUUAGGGUACCUGUUAAAAGGCACAUUCCUCCGAAAGUUUUCGUGCGCAAAAGUUGGUCAUUUUACGCGAUCAUUUCGGGCCCGUCCCGCAACCCGGUUCUUCUGCUUCCGGUAUCAACGGAGGAAACCGACUCGUUUGCUGUUCCUCUCCCACCACGCUCCUUUUUUUUUUCGGGGCAAACUUUUCUGUUUUUUUCUAAAGGAGUAAAAUGGGUCUUUGAGACUGUUGGCAAUAUUCCCCGCUCCACAAUGGCCACCGAACCGUUUCUGGUGAAUGAAGACCCUUCCAGAGGUCCUGGGAUACCAGAGUGCUUCGUCGUGUCUGAUUCCUACAGGGAUGAAUUUCAUCCCUUCAUCGAGGCUUUGCUGCCACAUGUCCGUGCGUUCUCCUACACCUGGUUCAACCUCCAGGCCCGUAAGCGCAAAUACUUCAAAAAGCACGAGAAGCGCAUGACGAAGGAUGAGGAGCGCGCCGUCAAAGACGAACUCCUGGGCGAGAAGCCCGAGAUCAAGCAGAAGUGGGCGUCCCGUCUGCUCGCCAAGCUCCGCAAAGACAUCCGCCCCGAGUUCCGCGAGGACUUUGUGCUCACCAUCACGGGGAAGAAGCCGCCGUGCUGCGUGCUCUCCAACCCCGACCAGAAGGGCAAGAUCCGCCGCAUCGACUGCCUGCGGCAAGCCGACAAGGUCUGGCGCCUGGACCUGGUGAUGGUUAUCCUGUUCAAGGGAAGCCCGCUGGAGAGCACGGAUGGAGAGAGGCUGGUCAAGUCCCCGCAGUGCUCAAACCACGGCCUCUGCGUGCAGCCGCACCACAUCGGAGUGUCCGUCAAGGAACUGGACCUGUAUCUGGCCUACUUCGUCCACACGCCAGAAUCUGGACAAUCGGAUAACUCCAACCAGCAAGGAGAAGCAGACAUCAAGCCUCCGCCCAAUGGGCACUUAAGUUUCCAGGACUGCUUCGUGACGUCAGGUGUGUGGAACGUGGCAGAGCUGGUCCGUGUGUCACAGACACCAGUUGCCACAGCGACCGGACCCAACUUCUCUCUGGCCGACCUUGACAGUCCAGGAUACUACAACAUUAACCUGGGUCGCCGCUCCAUUACGUCCACGCCAUCAACCAGGACUGAGAUGGAGUUGUAUGCCAGUCUCCCGCGGAGCUCCAACAAGCGUAAAUCUAUUGAUGACAGUGAGAUGGAGAGCCCAGUGGACGAUGUCUUCUACUCGGGUCGUUCUCCUGCCCCGGGAGCGUCUCAGCCCAGCGGCUGGCCCAAUGACGUCGAUGCAGUGCAACACCAUUUGGCCAGUAUGCAGGAGAGGAAGAUAAAACACGAAUCCGAUGGCGUGCAGUUUCCUUACCAUGGACUCUCGUCGCCUGGUUCUCUUAAGAAGUCGGGGAAAUUCGAUUUCAGCGCUCUGUCCGGCCAUACGAGGUCUGCACGCAUGCCGUUCACCCAUCACCCGCUGCCCAUGCUGGCAGGUGUAAGACCAGCAGGAAGUCCCCGCGCCUCUGCUUCCUCCCUGCACUUCCCCUCACCCUCCCUCAUCCAGCAGUCCAGCCCGUACUUCACCCAUCCCACCAUCCGAUACCACCACCACCCGGGACAGGACCCGCUCAAGGAGUUUGUGCAGUUUGUGUGCGCCGAUGGAUCUGGACAGGCUAGCGGUCAGCCGAACGGAAGCGGCCAGAGCAAAAUGCCGGGCUCCUUCUUACUGCCUCCACCCCCCCCUGUGGCGCGUCCAGUGCCCCUCCCAAUGCCAGACUCUAAACCCAGCAGCACACCCCCCGAUGGUGGACUCACCUCACCCACAUCUCCGUCAUACUCCACGCCAGGCUCCACAGCUCCCAACAGGUUUGUCAGCAUCGGAUCACGGGACAACAACUUUCUGAACAUCCCCCAGCAGACGCAGUCAUGGUUCCUUUGACGAGGUCCUGCCUGCAACCUGUCGACACAAUUUGAAAGUUUUCUUUUUUGACAAAAAAAAAAUCCUGUUUGAAAAUUCCCUCCCACCCGAAACGCACCCUACGAGACGUGAGCAGAAUAUGAUUGGGAAACGUUCGAGCAUGUAUUUGCCAACCGUCAGACGCCCUUCAAACCCACAUGAGCAGCUCCGCUAAAGACUGUCAGAUCACCGGCGGAGGAAACAGACGGACUGACACACACAAACUACAGUAUCUGAUCUACAGAGACACUAAAUCAUACUAGCAACAAGGAUGUAGUGUACAAUGGCCGGGAUUUUCAACAGUUUCAGUGGUGAGGAUUCAGACACAACAAACAUGCAAGAUUUGUACUCGAUCCCUUAUAUUUUGUUUGUAAUCAAAACACUUAAACGUGCUGACAUUCAGCAAACAGGCGACACUAAAAUUCACUAGACGUUUCACAUUUAUAGCGGGUGAAACGUCUGUUUAAUGUUCCCUUCUUCAGUCAAUUCAUAAACUAACUACGAAAAGCAGGAGUAUUGCACUACAAAUAUGAGAAGAACACUAGAUUGACGUGCACUAUUGAUCGACGGCGGACAUUAUUUGCACAUUAGAUUGCGGAGAAAAAUGAACACACGCUACAAACUACCCAGAGAUGCUUCUGAAAGGACGUCCUCAUUUUUAGGCCUUGAACAAAAAUGUUUUGUCAUUUCAGGCCCUUAGCCAACUAGAUUUUUUUAGCACUCCUGUAGGACAGACAACGCACACAUUUAAGGCACAUUUGUGAGAUUUUGUGGCUGUUAAAGGACCUCUGUUUGCUGGUAAUAGUGCAGUGAUACACUAAAUCAACCAAAUUCACUGAGCAACAGUCAGUUUGUGUUACUUUGAAUGGGAUAUAUGCACAGCUAGUGUUAAUCAUCUAAUGAUAAACUUCUCGUGAAAGUCUAAUGUGACUUUUCAUAAGGUUUCUUUUACAGCAUCGAUGUUGUAAUGUAAUUAAAAUACACUCAGUUAAAUAGACUGAAGCAUUGAUUUAGUCAAGCGUAAAACGAUUUAAAAGAUUGUCAGGAGCAGCUGGCGAGUGCAAAAACUCUAUUGAAAAUACUGGGGUAAAAUAAAUGACAUGGCAGGGGGAAAUGGAUUUUAAUGCAGUGCUUCUUGUAUGGUUUAAGACCCACUUUAUAUCGUACAGCAAUCAGGCAGUAAAAAAACACUCAUUUUUAAAGAAAUCAGACCUUAAACGUGACGAUUUUAUAAUGGAAAGACUGUUCACCGGAAGCGCUGAGGCUGGCUGCCUGAAAUGAAAUGUCUGUGUGCAUAUACCCCUUUGAUGUGAACUCUACUGAAGGUUUUGCUCAAACUGGAUUCUAUUAAAACAGAAACGAUUUCACUCACUACUUCCGUCAAUCAUCUGUACACAAUAUAUACAAAAGUAAAACAGUAGCAAAGUCUGCACUUAUAACAAUGUUCUCACUGGGGGGAAAAAUCCAGGGUAGGGUUGCACCAGCUGUUCGUUCUUUAACUGGAACGUUAAGUUCACACUAUGGGCUUAGUAACUACCAUAAAGUUUGUAACUAAAUUUGUUCUUACUUCGGUUGCACCACAAGUUCUUACGGGAAACCAUAGUUAGCAGGUCGUAAGCUCUCCGUACAGUCGUAUUUAAUGACGUAAUAUCCAAUAAAAAGUAUUUAAAUCGUUAAACAUAGCGUUACGUUUAAACGUAAAUGUUCAGUGGUGCAACACAAAAAUAUUUAAUAGUUAGUUGUAACUUAGUGUCUCUUUAAGUCACAACUAGGCUACGUUUUAACUUUUUCAGCCGAAUUGAUAAACGAUAAAAACAAUGACAGCCAAUCAGAGUCCUUCACUUGUUGAACUGGAUAUUCAGUGCGCUCUUACAGUGUAACAAAUAAAACAUUAUUAUGCAUUAACUUGUGAACACCUAAAGGUUGAUUUAUACUUCUGCGUUUGUUUUUUCUGAACACUACAAGUAGCUAAAACCUGCUAAUUCAAACGCAGGAAAAGGCGGACGUGCAACACAAAAAAAGAUUUCCUUCACGGAACUCCACACUUGUAAACACUCACUCCGUUGCUCUCAACUCCGUCUACGCAUGUCACUGGUAGCAAGCUGACCAAUCACAGAGCUUGCGCUAUGUGUCGUUGCGACGUGUAGUUACAUUUUUUGAGAGGUCAGCAUCGGCGUCAGCCUUGGCGAGGGCUAUGCCAUCGUGCGAAGGCUGCGCUGAGGCAUAUGCAUGCAUUUGACGCAGAAGUAUAAAUCAGCCUUCAGUUAUUAUCAAUAUUAGUGUGAAUGAGCCUUAAAUGUGACCGCUACAAUUCUCUAAUUAUUAUUUAAUUAAAGCCAUAUGCUUGAAAAAAAAUAUGUUUUUCAAUUAAAGUAGAAAUGUUCUUGUGAGAGCAUAUUAGUAGCUGAUUACUUAGUCGCAACUAGUCAUUCCGUUAUUUAGAAUGUUUUUGUAUCGAGGCUAAAAGUCCCCGGUUGGUUAGCGCUAAUAAAGACGGCCAUAGAGACACGCCCACUUCUGAAUUUUGUUUACACUCCCAGAAGUCCGUGUUCCAAGAACAUGUGACAUCACUGCGGAGCAAAAGAAUGCCUGACAUAUCAGAGGGAAGUGGGUCACUCGGAGUCGAGUUUACUAGGUUUCACUCCAUUUCAGAAUGGCUGUCUUAAAUAAUAAGUAUGUGCAAACACACACACACACACACACACACACACACACUGUCCUCCGCAGAGAUUGAUUACAAAGGGAAGCCUCCAUUAAACAAACCUUUAGCUGUAAUCGAUAACCUCACAAAAUAACUGGACUGCCUGACCAUGAAUCUCACUGCAGGGAAGCAUUGUUGCCGGACGGCGGCCGUGUCAUCGCUUUUUGCUAGAAAACCCACCCGAGAAUCGUGAUGGCAAUGGUCUUUUCUUUUCUAAUCAAAGGAAGUGCCUCUGUAUUCCCAUUAUGCAAUUUGUUAAACAUGAAUUCAGGUUAUUUUCUUGCAUAUAAGCUAUAGAGGAGCGUGAAAUUUUUAUGAGAAGAAGAAAAAAAAAAAAAAACAAGCGUCAGCUCACUAGUUACAAACAUCUUUAUAUAUACAGGAUAUAUCCAUAUAUAUUUAUAUAUACAUGUUUUUUUUUUUUAUUUGCCUAAUAAGCUCAGUGGCAGUCUAGUUAUUUUUUGAAGUAUGGCGAGUUAUCAUCAAUCCGUUCAGAAGUACCAGUCCCCGGUUCUGCACUUAAUCAUAAUAAUAAUAAUAAUAAUUAGAGUGGAAAAUAAACUGGCGGAAAUCAGAUUUCCGCUAAAAACGUACAGCAUAGCGUAGAGUUAAAAAAAAAAUAAUGCACGGCUUUUGAUUUUUCUAUUGUGUUUGGACAGGAAGUAUUUGUUAUUGCAAAAUAAAGUGUGUUGAUUGAGCCAUGUGCAAUGCCUUGGGUAGAAACUGUGUUUGUCUGAUUGUUAGGGUGUACAGGAAAGCGUAGAGGUGAAAAAUCCUUCUAUUAUAGUAAAGUCCACACCGUCCGGGACUCUAAACUACAGGGCGGACAGAGCGAGCGAGAGACAGAGAGAGGAAACGCUCUUUGUAAGUUUUGGGAAUUUGUUUUUUGUAAUCUUUCCUUUUUUUCUGCUUUUUUUAAUCGUUUAUUUGUAAUGAUUUGUUCUCAAAACUUAGGAGGGCUGAUGAAACUGUUUUUGUGACAUGUCAGAAUAUAUCACUAAAUGAAACAGGUGCUUUUUAUGGAUUAUUAUACAUAAGAUGACAAAAAAAAAUAAGUGUUAGCAAAUUUUAGGGGGAAAAAAGCGUUCUCUUUUUCUUUUUGUAUUUGCUAAAGAGGGAAGGGGGUUCAUAGUGGUCAAGGUUGUGACAAAAGGCAUUUUUCUUCCAACCUUUUCUCAAGGAAUGUUGACUGACAGCAAGAUUUUAACCGGAUUUUUUAUGCUAUGCAUUCCAGUUUUUAGGACUUACAUGCUUUGAAGCUGCUGUCUUAGAACGUAAAGUUUCAUCGAAAAAACUUUGCAGGCUUUUUUGUAUGUUCAAAUUGUUUCACUGAUACAUGACAAGAUCUUCCCUGUUCAUGGGAGAGGCUUUAACACAGCUCGUAUAAUCUAAAAUGCCCUGUGUAAGCUACAAACUAAGUGGUGUCUAUGUAUUAUAUACACACUUUUUAAUUUAUGCCAAGUUCAGACUGCAUGAUUUGACCCGCCGACAAGUUUUGAAAAAUCCUAGACAAAUCACAGGCUAAUCAGUGCUUGUUCAUGUGAGUAAUAAUAUCUACCUAUUUCCAUCCACCUAUUUGUAUGCGCAAUUUGCAUAUGCACAUAAAAAAAAAAGAAUACAGUUGACUGAAACGCCAAGAUGCUCAUCAAUUUAAAAAAAUGCACCUUAAAAACUUAUGCGCAUAAUUGAGUGGGAUAAACUUUUCAUUUGAUAAAAAAAAUGUGCAUAAACUAUGACAGAAACACUUUCACCAAACAAAUUCCAGUAUGCGCAUUAAAAAAAGGUCAUGUGACUUUGUUAUAAGAGAUCACGUGAUGAUUAAAAUGUGGGUGAAUGGACAAAUCAGCAGGCUGAGCACACUGUACAAUAUCUCAAUUGUUGUUUCGGUCAUUCUUAAAUGCUUCAACCACUUCAGUAUGAGUGUUAUUAUAUUAUUAAUUACCUCCAGAACUGACAAGAGCAUCUGUGCUCCACGUCUCACGCCUUCUAACGCCACUACGUGUUCAUUACGUGUGGGCAUUGUUUUCUGAGGCGCAAGUCAUUUAUUAAAUGAAGAAAUGAUUGAUGCAGCUUCUCCUACCGCAGCAAAUUUCGUCUUUACUGUUGGUAUUUGCUACCCGUUAAUCAGGAAGUAAAGAUUUUGUUCUCUUUGAAUCAUUGGAUGGAAACGCUGCUUUAUUUGCACAUCUUUUAUGUGAUAAUCCAUUUUCGCGCAUACAUUUAAUUCGCAUCUUUAAUGGGAAACAUAGCUAAUCACACAGUGUGAACUGUCAAAUACGCGAUCAGAGAAUCGCCAAUAAGUCGCCGACACACCUCAGACACUUAGCAUUCUAAACAUCUGGAGCUGUCGAUACAAAAUCAUGCCCUGUGAAAAGUGAUCCAAUUGUGGUAGAAGUUAAAAUGGCUUCUUUUUGGCCCAAGAAAUGAAGGUAGCACUAGUGUUAAUUUGGCAGGAGCACCAGUCUCUGUUAUGUCGAAAACCAAAAAAAGGUGAGAAGAAAUAAUUCCCAAAUGCCCUUUAAAAGCCAGGGCUGCAAAACAAGUAAUUUUUUUAUCCCACUAAAGGCUUCUUUCUCAUUGUGUAGGCUAGUUAAUUUAGGCUACUACAUGACCUUGUGUUGUUUCCAUGUCACUUCUCACAUGUGUUUGGUUGUGAGACAUAGUUUGUGGACCGAGACAAAGUUGUUGGCGAUUCUUCCGAUUGUAAAGUCAUGCAUUUUGAAACUCCCUGUCGCCAAUCCAUCUUACAGUGUAAACACAGCAGCGACGAAACGCUAGUCAUGCGGUGUGAAAACAUCUGUAACGCUACUAUGAAAAUCGUGCAGUCUGACAUUUAGAAUGAUCGAUUUACAAAACAGCAUCCCUGUUUAUGCUUUAUACAAAAUUACAUUCUUUCCACGCUCAAAGUGACCAAUCAGAGAGAAGGAGAGAGAGAGAGUUGAACCCCUUCCCCUCUGACCCUACAGCGCCCUCUACCGGCCCUCCUUGUAAAUGACUCUAAAUAUUUGUUUUGUGAUCUAGUGUUAGACUCAGAGCAUCAUAAAGGUUGUCCCUAAAAAGUGCCUUUUGUUCACAGACACCAUCUUGUAAUCCUGAGUGCCCAUCUCAAAAAAAAACUACAAAAAAGAAAAAAAAAAGAAAAGAAAAAAAAAAGUCCCCUCCUUCAAACUUCUGUAUUUCUCCUUAUCAAAGCAGUAUAUAUAGUACUAAAGGAAAUCGGUGUGACUUAGUUCCUCUUUUUAUUGUUGGAUAAUUAAGAAAACUGUACAAAAAGAACAAAAAAAUGAUGAUAAUAUCUGUCUUGCUUUUUUCUUCCUCUGUAAUCUUGUCUUCUGCCUCUUUUGGACACUGGAGUAGUCUAUAGUUGCAUAACCAUCGCCUUUUCCCUGCGCCCCUUUUCUCUGAACGGAGGGGUUUUAAAAUAAAAAAAAAAAUGUUGUCUGAGCAGAAUGCAGUUAGCUCACAUGUUAUUCUUGUCUGUAAGCUUCACGUUGUAUUCAUACCGAUCUCUUCAGCUUCUCCAUUGAACAGUUAAUGUACGUGAACAAGUUACGCUGGUGAGCUCUGGUGGGACGUCCGACCGACGGGUGCUUUUCUGUUUGUUUGAUUUUUUAAAAAGAUGGACGAGGUUACGAAAACGAGGCUGACCGCUGGGGUAGAAUAGGGUUGUUUUAAUCUAUUUAUUUCUUUUUUUUUUUUUGAUUGUUACCAAAUCCAGUUGAUUUGCUAUAAUCUGUAUGUAUUAAGAAUCUGUAUUGAUGAUGCACCUUUCGAAUGGUUGUAAGUGACCAGAUAUUUAAUUUAAAGCGGAAAAAAAUACACAAAAAAGUAAACAAAGCACCUUAAAAACGGAGUGGUUUCAGCCCAGGGAAAGCGACAGUUUCAAAAUGAUCAUUUAUUUUUUUCCUUUUCAACCAAAGUGAUUAAAAAAAAAAAAAAAAAAAAAAAAAGAGCGAGAAUUAAAUUAAACUUCUCACCAGCAAAAGCCGACUUGUGCUUAUUAACAACUCGCUUCCUCCCACAAACUAAUUAUGCAAUCGUUUCACUUUGUGAGUCGGCUGUGAUUUACUAAUAAGUGAAAGCCAUAGUGAUGGACAUGCGUUUGAAGCUCUCGUUGUCCCUCCCUGGUACUGGCCGUCCAUUUUCUUUCUUUGCUAUUUAGUUUUGUACUGUUUAAACUGAGCGGAUGCUUUAGCGUAGCGCGAGACCUCGGUUUGAAGGCCUCGAGCGGCGCCCUUCGGUCCACACUCCUUCCAGAGCUCAUGGUGAAAUGCAUGUGUUGAUUACGAUUUCUUUUCCAUAAUAAGAAAAACAAGAAAGAGCAGCACCUUUAACUGAUUGAAUAAAAGGAUGUUCUUGACUGUAA